UGCAAAUCGAAGAAGAUAUAUGCAGUUGGGGUCAAAAUGUUAAUUUCACGUAGUGCUUAAAUAAAUAAGAAAACGUAUAAAAUUCAUUUGUUUUGGGCGGGUAUAAAGGGGCUCUGUACAAUCUUUUUCAUACAUUAUCCCUUUGUCCUGAAAAUAAAUCAGUAAAUUCAAUAUUUUUCAGUUUUUGAAAUGAUGGAAGAAAAAGAAAAUGGGAGGGCAAUGGAAGGGGAAGAAAUUUCAGAUUUCUCUUCCCUGCCAGAAGGAGUCGUAGCUAAAAUCUUGUCGCUGACCACUCCACCGGAUGCCUGCAGAUCGUCGGCGGUUUCCAGGACUUUCCAUGCGGCGGCGCAGUCAGACAUUGUGUGGAACGAAUUCCUGCCCACGGAUUGGGAACUUUUGAUUUCUCGCCGGAAACCUGGCAAAAUCAAAUUUGAUCCAAUUUCGAGUCCGAAGAAGGAUAUCUUUUUCUCCCUUUGCUACAACCCAGUGCUAAUUGAUGACGGCAACAAGAGCUUGUCAUUGGAAAAAUGGAGUGGUAAGAAACGCAUAAUGCUUGGAGCAAGGGACCUCUCGGUUGUUUGGGGUGAUACCUCUGGCUAUUGGACCUGGGAACACCGUCUUGAGUCGAGGUUUGCAGAGGUAGCUGUGCUCGUCAAUGUGUGGUGGCUUGAAAUACGUGGAAGAAUAAGUUGCAGAAUGCUGUCUCCUAAAACAACUUAUGCAGUUUACUUUGUGUUCAACAUGAGGCGAUGUUAUUACUAUGGUUUCGAUAUCGAUCCUGCUGAUGCCACAGUGGGAAUUCUUGGCACUGAAAACCAUCGGAGAAGUGUAUGUUUGGACCCUUAUUUGGACAAUCCUCAGGGGCGGCGCCGUCAUGCACCGUGGAUGAUGAGGCCUCAGUCCGAAGGCAUGUCAGGGUUAGAGCGGCCACAGAAGAGACAUGAUGGCUGGUUUGAAAUUGAAUUGGGAGAGUUUGAAAGUGGUGAUGGAGAUGAUGAAGUUGAGAUGGCUCUUAAGGAGCUGAAGGGCUCUUCUGAUAAGAGUGGCCUUGUUGUUGAGGGGAUUGAGAUUAGGCCUAAACCUAGUCACUUGUUGUAUAGAUGACUUUGUUAAAGCAAUGGUACUGCUAUUACCCCAUGAAAAUAAAACAUAAGACCUUGCUUUGUAAAUUCUACAGAUUUGUUCUCUAUGAUUCUAAUAUUCUUA
Messenger RNA from Benincasa hispida (wax gourd), 1206 nucleotides. Its product is annotated as F-box protein PP2-B10-like. Gene Ontology annotation, molecular function: protein binding. NCBI's taxonomy places the organism in Eukaryota, Viridiplantae, Streptophyta, Magnoliopsida, Cucurbitales, Cucurbitaceae. The record is from RefSeq and is a predicted model, not a curated record.